GAAACUUCCUUCUGCUGGGCUGUAGUGUCCAACCCCACUUCUGCAUAUAAACUCUAUCCUAUAUAGUUGACUUGCAUAACGCAUAGAGAUCUGCUCUCUGUGAAAAGAUGCUUUCCUUAUGCAUCCAAGUGUUUGUGGUACUGGUUGUAUGUGUAGCUGACACUGAGAACAGAGAUAUUUCAUAUCCAUUCAGAGCUUGGAAUAUGGUUGACCAACAAUUGCAGGAGCAACUUGCUGUUGUGUAUAAGGAGAUGGAAAGCUUGAAACAUGAACAAGUAGUAAUGAAACAAAAGCAAGAAGCCUUGAGCCAGGCAUUACCGUACUGUUCACAGAAACCUAUUGAUACAGACGUGGAGAUGAAUUUGACAUCACUACAAACUGGCAGCAACCAUCUGCUGUACCUCACCCAGGGUGAAGAUAGAGUCGAAGGAUCCGGUGAGGAUGACAGUGGCGCAGACCUUGACCCCUGCUUUCACUAUACCGUGUUGGACCAAGCCUGGAGAGCUACAAACUACAGCACCAAGAAUGUUGUUUGUGACAAUCGUGUCCAGUGGAAGGGCUGGUACCGUCUCUUCUACCGUGGGAAAACCAUCCAGAUGCCUGAGAGGUGCGUGAGGAAAGAAAUGUGUGGCACGCACGCUCCGCUGUGGCUGGUCGGAGGUCACCCCCGGGUGCGAGACGGAGUGGUCACUCGCAAAGUGUGUGGAAACUGGAGAGACAACUGCUGUUUGUUCAAAUCCCCUCCCAUUCAAGUCAAAGCAUGUCGGGGAAACUACUACGUCUACAAGUUUGUUAAACCGGUAGCUUGCCAUUUGGCAUAUUGUGCAGACAUUAACACACUUGUCUGUGGAAAGUGCAAAAAAACUGAGUCUUGCGUCAGUAGAGACAAAAUCACCUGGUUGUGUAAGAAAAACCAAAUGAGAGUGAAAGCAAACAUCCAUUUUUUUGCAACCUACCCGGGCAACAUCUCAGGAAAAGUGAACAAGAUCGUGUACAGGAAAGUGUAUGUGAAUCAAGGCGGGGCUUUCGACUCUCGCUCCGGGAUCUUCAGAGCUCCUGUUUCAGGCGUCUAUCAGUUCUUCUUCUCCACACAGACUGGGGGGAGUGGGGAAACUGAUCUAUGGCUUGUUGUUAACAAUUACUGGGUGGCUGUGUCCCAUAGUAAUGUUCAGGGCUCCAACUCAGUUGGGAAUCUCUCUACGUAUAUGACGACUCUGCGCAAGGGUGCUACGGUUUAUGUGACUCAUAAUCGUGGCCGCUCUUGGGCCAAUAGUGGAUCCAACACCAUUGCUUUUGGGGGUUCAUUACUGAUGGUGAGAAAAAUCUAAGGGAAUAUAAAAGACAACUGGAGCUGAGCUAUGAACAUUAUGAUUUACCCCUGGUUUCACAGACAAGGCUUAAGCCUAGUCCUAGACUAAAAUGCAUGUUUGUCUCAAGAUUCACACCAGUA
Messenger RNA from Pimephales promelas (fathead minnow), 1450 nucleotides. RefSeq lists its product as uncharacterized. Gene Ontology annotation, molecular function: protein binding. The record is from RefSeq and is a predicted model, not a curated record. Lineage: Eukaryota; Metazoa; Chordata; Actinopteri; Cypriniformes; Leuciscidae.